UUCCCUUUCGUCUCACGUCUUCUUUGUAGAACACUAAAACCCUUAUUUUUCCAUUAAUUUUCCUUUCUUUUUUGUGUUUUAAGAUCUGCAUGGUGAACUCCAUUAUGGCAGUAUAAUUUUUGUAAUUUUUUCAAGUUUUAAGGAAUUUUAAAAUCUUAUUUCUUUAACGGUCGACGCCGGAAUUUCGAACUGUAGGGUAAAAAAACGGCGUCAUUCCCGUCGUAAUUAGGGUUUUCCCGCUGCUUCCUUUUGAGGGGGUAGCCGGGGCCUCGGCCUCGGCGGGUUUCAAAGCCCCCAACCUUUGAAAAAGAUUUAUCAAAUCUAGCAUUUUUUUGUUACACCGUCGGGGAUGCCGGUCAUGGCUUGCUGCGUAGACUCCGCCGUAGCGCCUCCUGGUCACGCGGAUGCCGGGGAUACAUCCAUUCCCUCGCCGGUACCUUUUUUAUCAUCUAACGCGGCCGCAGUUACCGCUGCCGUGGCUAAUUCCGAGUCAAGCCAUUGGUCCCCCGCUCACUCUUCUGCAAUUUAUCGUAUUGACGAAUGGGGUGCCCCUUACUUUUCCGUCAACAGCUCCGGCAAUGUCGUCGUCCGCCCGUAUGGUACGGGCACUUUGGCUCAUCAGGAAAUCGACUUGCUGAAAAUCGUUAAGAAAGUUUCGGAUCCAAAAUCGGCGGGCGGACUCGGGUUACGGCUUCCCCUCAUUGUUCGUUUACCCGAUGUGCUGAAAAACCGGGUCGAGUCACUGCACUCGGCUUUUGAAUCAGCCAUACAAGCUCAAUGUUACGAGUCUCAUUAUCAAGGCGUUUAUCCCGUGAAAUGUAACCAAGACAGGCUCGUCGCGGAAGACAUAGUCAAAUUCGGGGCUCCAUUCCGGUUCGGGUUGGAAGCCGGGUCAAAACCCGAACUUCUUUUGGCCAUGAGUUGCCUUUGCAAAGGAAACCCCGAAGCAUUAUUGGUCUGCAAUGGUUUCAAAGAUGCUGAGUAUGUUUCCCUUGCUUUGAUAGCAAAGAAGCUCGCGUUGAACACUGUGAUUGUUCUUGAACAAGAAGAAGAGGUGAAUUUGGUCAUUGAUUUAAGCAAUAAGCUCUCGGUUCGACCCGUGAUUGGGAUACGGGCCAAGCUGAGAACCAAACAUUCGGGUCAUUUCGGGUCUACUUCGGGUGAAAAAGGGAAGUUCGGGUUAACGACGACCCAAAUUUUAAGGCUCGUAAAAAAGCUCCAGGAUUCUGGGAUGCUUGAUUGUUUGCAGCUGUUACACUUCCAUAUUGGAUCACAAAUCCCUUCAACCGCUUUGCUUCAAGACGGUGUCGUUGAAGCUACACAGAUAUACUCCGAAUUAGUCCGACUCGGUGCCUGCAUGAAGGUUAUCGACAUCGGAGGCGGCCUUGGAAUUGAUUACGACGGUUCGAAAUCUGGUAACUCCGAUCUCUCUGUUUCUUAUGGCCUUGAGGAAUAUGCCUCAGCUGUUGUUAAUGCAAUUCGCAUUAUUUGUGACCGUAAAUCUAUUAAACACCCCAUUAUUUGUAGUGAAAGUGGGAGAGCCAUUGUUUCCCAUCAUUCUAUCUUGAUAUUUGAGGCUAUUUCUGCUACUGUUAACACCCCAGCAAUGAAUCAAAUUGACCUCCCUUUGAUCAUUGAGGGGUUAUCAGAGGAUGCUCGUUGUGAUUAUUGGAAUUUGAGUGAUGCAGCAAUGAGACAUGAGAAUGAGACUUGUUUGCUAUAUGCCGAUCAAUUAAAACAAAGAUGUGUGGAGCAGUUUAUAGAAGGGAGUUUGAGGAUUGAACAGCUUGCUGAUGUUGAUGGGUUAUUUGAUUUGGUUUCGAAAGUGAUUGGUGCAGCUGAGCCUGCUAGGAUAUACAAUGUCAAUCUCUCGAUUUUCACUUCGAUCCCGGAUUUUUGGAGUAUUGGUCAGGUUUUUCCUAUAGUCCCAAUUCACCGAUUGGAUGAAAAGCCCGAAGUGAGGGGAGUAUUGUCUGAUUUAACUUGUGAUAGUGAUGGGAAGAUUGAUAAGUUCAUCGGUGGUGAAACUAGCUUGCUUUUGCAUGAGCUUGAAGGUAAUGAUGGUGGUGCAAAUGGGCGGUAUUAUUUGGGGAUGUUCUUAGGUGGGGCUUACCAGGAGGCCCUUGGUGGUGUCCACAACCUGUUUGGUGGCCCGAAUGUUGUUAGUGUGUUGCAAAGUGAUGGUCCACAAAGCUUUGCUGUUACGCGGGUGAUGCCUGGUCCAUCAUGUGCAGAUGUCCUUCGGAUGAUGCAGCAUGAGCCUGAGCUCAUGUUUGAGACCCUCAAGCACCGUGCUGAAGAAUUUCAUGUGGAGGACCAUGACAAUGAUGGCACCAAUUAUGCUACUUUAAUCAGCAGCCUCGCUCGCUCCUUCCACAACAUGCCAUAUCUCAAAGCUUUAUCUCCUUGUUCAUAGGAGGAAGUUCACAAUGCUGCCGCGGAGUUUGGUGCUAGUGAGGACGAGCAAUGGUCUUACUGCUACGCCUGAUGCUGCCUUUGAAGUGUCCUCGUUUUAAUAAAUUCUUUCUUUUUACCUUCUAGUUGUUGAUUUCCAUCUUUUGUGAGCAAAAGAUGUUAGUUAGCAUAAAGGGUCAUUUUGCAUUUUCAAGGGAAGGAGAGAUGGGAAGCGAAUCCCGCACUUUUAUGUAAAUUCGGGUUCUUAUACUCUCUUGUUCACGUUUCUUUUUCAGUAAAACUUUUUCGGUUCUAUAGCUUAAAAA
Molecule: messenger RNA, 2720 nt
Organism: Gossypium raimondii (Peruvian cotton)
Lineage: Eukaryota; Viridiplantae; Streptophyta; Magnoliopsida; Malvales; Malvaceae
Product: arginine decarboxylase
Exons: 1
Coding region: 350-2416 (688 amino acids)
Biological process (GO): L-arginine catabolic process; spermidine biosynthetic process
Molecular function (GO): arginine decarboxylase activity
Source: RefSeq, a predicted model, not a curated record